CUUUUUUCUCAUUAAUUCGGAAAUAAUAAAGAGACGAGACGAGUGCAACCAAGCACGGCAGAUUGCGCAUAGUGAAAGACUGUUAUUGCUAGUCGGUCUGUUGGAAGAAGAAGAAGAAAGGACACGGGAUAGAGAUAGGAGAAGGACGUAAACACGGGAUCCGAAUCGUUUAUCCGUCUAUCGACCACUCACUCGGCCGAGGGCUUAGAGCCAUACGCAAGCAUGUCGCUCGGUCCACUUACAACGAGCUUCGCGCCACCACCCGACUGUGUCGCAUCGUCGGCGCUGUACUGGGUCAACACCGCUUCAACCUUCUACUGGCUGCAUGGCCGACCGGGACAAUCAUCAUGCUUCCCUGACGACUACUCUCCCUAUCAAAAUCAGUAUUACAGCCCUGGUGUAUGCCCUUCUGGCUAUACACGCGCCUGCGAGUCCAUAUCGACCGACGGAGAUACAAUCGUCGCCACGCGGGCGACAUGUUGUCCGCAAGGGAAUUACGAAUGUGCCCCUACGUCGAGCAGCUAUAGCUACCCGUGGGGACCGACGCUCGGUUGCAUGUCCGUAUACAGAGUAAACACGGAGACGGCCUUCACGACGAUCGAUGGCACACUGAAUGGGUAUGAGGAAGCCGGAUCGCUAACGAGUUUGUUCGCUCCUGGUACCAUCAUGGCGUACGGCGUUGUGAUCCAGAAUAGUCCCGCGACAACGACGGCAGGGCAGACAGCAACCGUAGUUUCCGGAUCACUGUCAGACAACUCGGCCCCCGCCCCCGCAUCAGAAACUUGGCCCUCGACAUCAACGACAGCGGAAGCGCAACCUGAUGACAACGGGGGCAUCAAGCUUAGCGCCGGCGCCGCGGCCGGUAUCGGGAUUGGUGCUGCAUUCGUGGUUUUAGCCCUGGGCGCGGUGGUACUGUGGAUGUUCUGGUCGCGGCGGCAGAAGAGGAGGCAAGAGGCGGCAGAACUGCGAGCCCAAGCAAGUAUAAUAGGUCCUAGUAACUGGAGUUCGACGACAUGGGGCGCACCGCCCUUUACCCAACCGCCAAUGCAGGUCUACUGGCCGCCGUCGGAGCUAGCUAAUGAGCACGGCAUCAAGGAGAUGAGUGCCGAAUCUCGAAUACCUAUCGAGGCGGACGGCAGAGCAGUGUAUCAACGGUAGUUGCCGUGGUUAAGGGAAAGCGAGGAACUAGGCAAGCGAAUAUUUUCUUGUAAUGAAUACGGGCAGAGUCAGUAUUCCGUGUCCAAGCUGUGGCGCUCUGAUCUUCUGAUCUUCUGACCGGUUCAUUAUGAUAGGCAGGUAAAAAGACUGGGGAUGCAAUAUGAAAAGAGGCGUAAAAAAACUCACCGAGAUUUUUCACACACCCAAGACAGCCUGCAGAGAUGCGGUUUAUCCUGUGCGGAUAUCCUUGCCCUUCGUACCGGCAUUGGACUUCGGUAGUUACCAUUCUCAGCUACUAGAAUAGACACAUUUGGAAUCAAUGGUCGAAUAGUCGCUUGCUUUUACUUUGUGACCUAAAAGAUAGGGGGUACUUAGGUAACGUAACGUAACGUAGGGAAAGGGGAAUAGAAAAGAUCGCCCCU
Molecule: messenger RNA, 1580 nt
Organism: Daldinia loculata
Lineage: Eukaryota; Fungi; Ascomycota; Sordariomycetes; Xylariales; Hypoxylaceae
Exons: 2
Coding region: 223-1158 (311 amino acids)
Source: RefSeq, a predicted model, not a curated record